This is a messenger RNA of Exophiala oligosperma, 1554 nucleotides long. RefSeq lists its product as uncharacterized. The transcript has a single exon. NCBI's taxonomy places the organism in Eukaryota, Fungi, Ascomycota, Eurotiomycetes, Chaetothyriales, Herpotrichiellaceae. The coding region runs from base 1 to 1554 and encodes 517 amino acids. The record is from RefSeq and is a predicted model, not a curated record.
AUGUCUUCCACGCCCAAGGGCUUUUCUCGAAAGGUCUAUUGGGGUCCCUCGAGCAAUGCCGGCGGGCAUCCCAUGGAUCUACACACGCCAAAGGAACCACCUCCUGAGCCCGCCAUGGUCCAGCCCCAGUAUUCUCUCAAGUCUGCUGGUCUGACGACAGCUGGUGAACCAACGACGCUGGAUAUUAGUCCAAAUGUCAAGGAACACCUCUACCGCGUCUUCUUCGAGCACAUGCAGCCAGUAUUUCCCGUUGUCACCCAGGCAAGUCUGCGAUACUUCCCCGUCACCCCGUUGCUGGAAAGCGUUAUACUUGGCAUAGCAGCACGUCAUCAUCUUGCCAUUGCUUCUUGGAGAGACUACGGUCACAUACAAAGAGUCAUUGCUCAUGAGCUCAAGGCCCUCUUCAGCACGCGGCAACGAUAUCAGCCCAAGAUCCAAACCGUACAAGCACUCCUGCUGGCUUUGACAAAGAUUGAACUCGUAACGCACGGUCACGGUGACAUGAUGUCCACGGGACUUAGACUUGGACUCCUUUGCAAGAUGGCCAGGGAUUUAGGCCUGGACAAGGCAUCCUUUUCUGCGACAACCGAUCGUGACCUUCUCAACGUCGCGGUAUGGAAGGGCUGCCUAUUUGAGGAUGCAGUUCUUUCUGCCACGCUGGGCCAACCCCUCAAUAUUGUCGUCUCGCCCGAAGAUAUCAUGGAGGCUCCAACCAACACCGGCAUCUCAGAAGGUACCUUUUUCGGUGACGCUGUGGACGCUUCUCACUGUCUCCGAUCAUUGCUGAGAGUGGUCUAUGCGAGCCAACCUGUCGAUACCGAUAUCAUCCAGAACUGCGAACAGGUCCUCAAACAGAUACAUCGUUAUGGGAUGUACUUGGGUUUCCGACAAAGACACCAUUCCGAAAGCGAAUAUCAAGCGCUUUGCAUGUUACACCAUAACAACAGACUACUUUUUGUCCUCGGGCUUGCGUCCUUGACAAAUACGUCAAGCCACCGCAAAGAACUUUCCAUCAUCCUGGCACAGGAAGCUACUUCGAUUAUUCCAGAAGCCUGUCAGACGCUAAUGUGGUUCAACGUUGAAUUUUAUCUCCAGAUGGGUUGUCGACUAAAUCAAUUGCUAUACUGUGCUUCAAGAGCCUUGAUGCUUGUUGUCGAUGUCCUUCUUGAGGCUCGAAGGACACAUAGUUCUUCCAAGGACUUUAUCCAGGAGCUCGAGAACGCUGUCAUUUCAGCUACAUCAUUGAAGGACUUUUUACUCAAAGACACCUCAUGGGGAUCACACUGGUCCCAGGGCCAUACACUUGCAGCUGUCCUUGCUCGGCUUCGACAAACGAAUUGUCACAGCCGGCAAAUACCGGUUGAGUUGAAGAACGUUAUGCGUCUUCGAUCACUUGACCAGACCGAAAUUAGCGACACCGGGACCUUCGGCACUGUUCGAAAUGCCGAUGAGUUCUUCUUCGACGACGAAUUCCUCAACAAUCUCCUUUUCAACUCUACAGACUGGGAUGCUGUGCUGAUGCAAUACGAGAGCUAUCCUCAGCCCAUUUGGUGA